Podarcis lilfordi (Lilford's wall lizard) is the source of this 237-nucleotide messenger RNA. NCBI's taxonomy places the organism in Eukaryota, Metazoa, Chordata, Lepidosauria, Squamata, Lacertidae. The record is from the annotation of a GenBank genome assembly.
AUGAGCAACGGCGCCCGGCGCGCCCUCGACCCGUCUCCACUCCGAGGAGAAGCAGCGCGAAGCGAACCCCUCUCCGCCCUCGCCGGAGCCGGCGACUCUGCCCGCCAACCCGCUCCUGCCCCGGCGAAAGGAUCUCCGGAUCUCCGCCCCGACGGCUCUGGCGAAGGAAGCGGUGGGUGCCGCGUGCUGCGCGCCGAGACGACGAGCCGGAGGGGAAUGAGGCGCGGGAAGAAAUGA